Messenger RNA from Rhagoletis zephyria (snowberry fruit fly), 1206 nucleotides. Lineage: Eukaryota; Metazoa; Arthropoda; Insecta; Diptera; Tephritidae. The record is from RefSeq and is a predicted model, not a curated record.
AUGGCUCUUGGCUGCCAGUGCAUGAACAACUUUGCCAUAGCGGCGUACAAUGUGCGCCUUUUUGCGCUGGUUUACGGUCGACAAUUUGAUGAGGUGCGGCGGAAGUUUGAACAUUUUGUUACUUUAAUUUUCUUGUGUUUUACAGUUCUUUGUGUCCUAUUUCGUUUACGCCAUUUUCUCCUGUUCAAUCAUUCAAAAUGCUUACCAAGUGAAGGCAUCGGACAGCCCAGUCCUGCUGAUGUCUGGCCGAAGCCUCGCAAGUACAAGUACUCCACCAGCACCCAGUUCACGCUGGACAAGGCGAAGUUCCAGUUCUCGACGAACCUCGCCUCCUGUGACAUCAUCAAGGCGGCACUGGCCCGCUACACUGACAUCAUCUUUCUGGACAGCAAGUUUCACGCCGCCGCUGGUCACCCACUGCUACAGCAGGUUGUUGUGGUAGUGGCNUGGCCGAAGCCUCGCAAGUACAAGUACUCCACCAGCACCCAGUUCACGCUGGACAAGGCGAAGUUCCAGUUCUCGACGAACCUCGCCUCCUGUGACAUCAUCAAGGCGGCACUGGCCCGCUACACUGACAUCAUCUUUCUGGACAGCAAGUUUCACGCCGCCGCUGGUCACCCACUGCUACAGCAGGUUGUUGUGGUAGUGGCGCAGGGAACGGCCGCCAGUUGUGGCUACCCAUCGCCCAGUGAGGAUGAGUCGUACAGUGUGAAGGUGCCCACCGAUGGAGCCGCCGGCGUCAUCGAGGCGCAGACAGUGUGGGGCGCCCUGCGCGGUCUGGAGACCUUCAGUCAGCUGGUGUACGCUGACGCCAAGAACCAGCUGCUGAUCAAUGAGACGGAAAUUGAGGACGGUCCCCGGUACCGCUACCGAGGCCUCCUCCUCGACACCGCCCGCCACUACCUGCCCAAGAAGAUUCUGCUGGCUAAUCUGGACGCAAUGGCCUAUAAUAAGCUGAACGCUUUUCACUGGCAUCUCGUCGAUGACCAAAGUUUUCCCUUUGUUUCGCAGAAGUACCCCACCAUUCACCAGAAGGGCGCCUACACGCCCAAACACGUCUACUCGCCAGCAGACGUGCAGGAGGUGAUUGAGUACGCGAGGAUGAGAGGCAUUCGAGUCAUUCCAGAAAUGGACACUCCGGGACACACGCACGCAAUGGCCAGAGCGUAUCCGGAGUUGCUGACGCCCUGCUACAAGAACGGCAAG